Hermetia illucens (black soldier fly) is the source of this 794-nucleotide messenger RNA. RefSeq lists its product as uncharacterized. NCBI's taxonomy places the organism in Eukaryota, Metazoa, Arthropoda, Insecta, Diptera, Stratiomyidae. The record is from RefSeq and is a predicted model, not a curated record. The transcript has 3 exons. Bases 83 to 637 code for a protein of 184 amino acids.
UGUAGUACGCUCAGUAACAUAGAGCGUUCGUAAGGAGAAGUUCCGAUAUUGAGUGUUUGUGUUGGGUCUGUUUUUGGUAGCCAUGGUGCACUCGCUAAGUAGUUUUAUAUUUCCUAUUUGCAUCCUGUUGCUGGGUUUGACUAUAGCAACAGCGCGAGAACUACCCCAAACUGAGGUGGAUGAUGUCGCAGAGCUGAGCUUACCUGAAGGAGUCGGCGCGAUGUCUAUAAAGCUCCCGAUCGACGUCAAAUGUGAGAAUCAUUCAUGCGUGCUUAGUGUGACUUUCAUGGGUAUCGUCUUCGAAGCUAAUUUAACAUUCGAUCUUGCGGAACAGAUAUUUAAUCUGAAAUUUAAAGUUAACGGAAAGACGCUCUUGGAGUUGAAGAUAGACAAAAAAGUGGAUGACUGUAUAGAUAUUCCGAUGCCAGGAUUAUUACAUGCAUGUUUGGUAAUUCACGAUGUUCGGACAGAACUGUCUGAUUUUAACAUUUGUGUGGACUUACAUCUGUACAGGACUUUUGAUUAUGUGGUGAUAUAUUUUCCGUGCAUCGGCAAUCAUGUUUUCAUGGACGGUGACGCAUUGGCGACACGUAUCGUAUCAGACGCAAACAUAUUGGAAGCUACUUCCGAUAAAUGAAAAACGUUUGCUUUUCGUUCUACCACUGGAACUUUUCAUCGCAAAAGAAAGCAAUAAAUACAGUGGGUGGGCAAAUUAUUAGAGCCACCUUUGAAAAAUACAUAAUUUCAGUUUAUACGGAAGGAAAGGCAAUAAACAUGUUAUCAAUUUUACAAAU